CCCCUCCUCCUGUUAUUACAAGUCGCGAAAAGCAAAGCACAGAAACGAAGCCUAUUUGCCCCUCCCGGCUUCCCUUUCCCCUAUCCCACUUCCCCAUUUCCCCUUUCCCCUUUCCCCUUUCCCUUCCAUUGCUUCGCAACCAACCAUUAGAAAACAAUAAGGAAUGGCAUCUCAACCGACGCUCCCCAUCUCUAGUCCCCAAUCCACCAGCUCUGCCCCCCCUGGCGGUCCCCAAUCCCAGCCUCCCAUCGCCACCCCUGCCUUCCGUUCCUUCAUCAACCGCCUCUCCUCCUCCCUCCGCCAGGGCUUCUCCCAGCGUCGCCCCUGGUCCGAACUUCUAGACCGCACCGCCUUUUCCCGCCCCGAUAACCUCUCUGAUGCCGCCUCCCGCAUCCGCAAGAACUUCAACUAUUUCCGCGUCAAUUACAUUUCCCUCCUCGCUUUCGUUCUCGCGCUCUCUCUCCUCUCUCACCCUUUCUCUCUCCUGGUCCUCCUCGCCUUACUCGCUUCCUGGUGCUUCCUUUACCUCUUCAGGCCUUCCGAUCAGCCUCUCGUUGUCUUCGGCCGCACUUUUUCCGAUCGCGAGACUCUACUGAUCUUAGUCGUCUCCACCAUAGUUGUGGCGGUCCUCACGUCCGUUGGAUCGCUUCUCAUCUCCGCUUCCUUAGUUGGAUUGGCCAUUGUUUGCGCUCAUGGAGCUUUUAGAAUUCCCGAGGAUUUGUUCUUGGACGAUCAAGAGCCUGUCAAUGCCGGUUUCCUCUCCUUCCUUGGCGGAGCUGCCUCCUCUGCCGCUCCAGCCGUUGCCGCCCGUGUGUAGUAGUCGGAUCUGAUCCCAUCUCUCCCGAUUUUGGUGCCUGAUUCCAGCAAGGAGAGUGCUUCCAUGGUAAAAUGUAUUUGACAAGGCCUGAUAUGUCAAGGUGUAAGAGACGGAUAUCCAUGGAAGGUGCCUCAACAGCCUGCGCAUGGUUCGAAAGUUGUCUAAGUGACUCCAGAAUGCUGAUCUAGUUGGACGCUAUAUGUUCAGCUGGUUUUCACAUAAAGAGUUGUGUGGAUCUUUGAGAUUAAUGCCUCUGAAUUUGUGAAAAUGCAGGACAACAUAACCUUGCAUUUCCCUUGGCCAUCUACUUGCAAACAAUUAAGCAGCUGCAAUCGACUUGCCUAGAGAUGAGGACACUGAUGCUGCAUGCUUUUGCAGCCAUGCUGAGUAUAUGGAUCUGAUUGCGGUUUUCUUAGCUUAUCUUCUUUCAACUUCUUGUUGGUGUGUUUUUUUUUUCCCAAUUGAAAGAUACUCCCUCCGUCCUAAUUUUAGAGUGGUUUUUGGGAAUUCAAUUUUUUGUGGAGACAGCAUAAUCAUUAUAUUUAGAUGAGGUGAUAUUGGUAAAUUUAUUUAUGUAUCCUUUAAAUCAAAAUGUUUCCAUGUUAAAUGUGCGUUCUGGUUCCUCUUCUUAGAAAGUGAGAAUAAAGAGGUUCCCAUUGCUACUAAUUUAUCUUUUUGAUUCGAAUGUUAAAAGGAAUUCUUUAUGAAAUAGAAGUUGCAUUAGUGUUAA
Molecule: messenger RNA, 1547 nt
Organism: Coffea arabica (coffee)
Lineage: Eukaryota; Viridiplantae; Streptophyta; Magnoliopsida; Gentianales; Rubiaceae
Source: RefSeq, a predicted model, not a curated record